Cercocebus atys (sooty mangabey) is the source of this 1168-nucleotide messenger RNA. RefSeq names its product calreticulin 3 (gene CALR3). Gene Ontology annotation, molecular function: calcium ion binding. The transcript is spliced from 8 exons. NCBI's taxonomy places the organism in Eukaryota, Metazoa, Chordata, Mammalia, Primates, Cercopithecidae. Gene Ontology annotation, cellular component: endoplasmic reticulum membrane; endoplasmic reticulum. Bases 66 to 941 code for a protein of 291 amino acids. Gene Ontology annotation, biological process: protein folding. The record is from RefSeq and is a predicted model, not a curated record.
GAAGAGCCGCAGAGAGCGCCGGGAGCUAAGGGGCGGCGGCGACCGGAAGCGCAGUGCAAGCCCCCAUGGCCGGGGUUCGGGUGCCCCUCUGGGGCAUCUGCAUGCUGCGAGUGGCGCUGGCUACCGUCUAUUUCCAAGAGGAAUUUCUAGACGGAGAGCAUUGGAGAAACCGAUGGGUGCAGUCCACCAAUGACUCCCGAUUUGGGCAUUUUAGACUUUCGUCGGGGAAGUUUUAUGGUCAUAAAGAGAAAGAUAAAGAUGAAGACUUUAAGGCAAAGGUUGAUGGCUUCACACACCUCUACACUCUAAUUUUAAGACCAGAUCUUUCUUACGACGUGAAAAUUGAUGGUCAGUCAAUUGAAUCCGGCAGCAUAGAGUACGACUGGAACUUAACAUCACUGAAGAAGGAAACAUCCCCGGCAGAAUCGAAGGAUUGGGAGCAGACUAAAGACAACAAAGCCCAGGACUGGGAGAAGCAUUUUCUGGACGCCAGUGCCAGCAAGCAGAGCGACUGGAAUGGUGAACUGGAUGGGGACUGGCCGGCGUCGAUGCUCCAGAAGCCCCCGUACCAGGAUGGCCUGAAACCAGAAGGUAUUGAUAAAGACAUCUGGCUCCACCAUAAAAUGAAGAAUACCAACUAUUUGACACAGUAUGACCUCUCGGAAUUUGAGAACAUUGGUGCCAUCGGCCUGGAGCUUUGGCAGGUGAGAUCUGGAACUAUUUUCGAUAACUUUCUGAUCACAGAUGAUGAAGAGUAUGCAGAUAAUUUUGGCAAGGCCACCUGGGGCGAAACCAAGGGUCCAGAAAGGGAGAUGGAUGCCAUACAGGCCAAGGAGGAAAUGAAGAAGGCCCGCGAGGAAGAGGAGGAAGAGCUGCUGUCGGCAAAAAUGAACGGGCGCGAACAUUACUUCAAUCGAUUUCACAGAAGGAAUGAACUUUAGUCAUCCCCAUUGGCUAUAAGGAUGACUGGUAAAACCUCAUUGCUACUUUAAUCUAUGUUUCAAACUCAAAUGUCUACAUGGCACUUUGUCCAAUUUUCUUUGAAAAGUGUUUCACGCUUCUUGGUGGGGUUGGUUGCAUCUCCCCGGUGAUGCAGUUGCACUGAGAAGUUUCCUCUUGACAAUUCUACACGCUAAAAACCAGAGGCCAGCAAGGGUCUGGCCAAAAC